AAGCCCAAAAGUCCAAAACCCUUAAAAAUCACAUCCCGCUCUCUCUGCACACACACUGGCGGAAAUGAGCCACCAAAGUAACCACCACCACCACCACGAUGCCGUCGAUGGUCUCGUAAACCUGUUCAUCAAAGCCAACAACGAUCUAAACAUAGUCCAGAACCGCCUAGACAAGGAGUUUCGCGAAAUCUAUCCUGAUAACGCGAAUCCGAUGAAGCUUGUGGCUAGGAUUAAGAAAAUACAAGAUGAAUUACCCUCUCUGAAAGAGCAAUGUCGCGAAUUACUCUCUGCUAAGCAGGACCUGAUUGAUAAAGCAAGAACAACUAUAGUCGGGAACAGAGCAUCAUUGCAAAGGUUGCAAACUUCCAUGGGGAUCCCCGUCACCAAUGAUUCCGAUGAUCCUGCUUAUACAAACUUUAACGAGGUUAUUGAUGAGUGGGCCCUACAAGUCAGAUCUAAAACAGGAGAGGAGGCUCGUGAAGGUUCAGAUUCGGAGGAUAUUAACAAGAUGUUGUUCUCUGCAAUUGUUGAAGGUACUUAGCGACUGAUCCUGUAAUCGGAAUUUAGUUGUAUUCAUUAUAUAUAAUACUGUAUAUCAAACUAUCAUUCUGUUCAAAAAAGGUUCUUAAACUCGUCUCACUUGCAAAAUGUUAUCACUUUGUGAGUUUUGUGGUAGGUGUACCUUGUUUUAGUUAAAAAUCUGUGUUUUACAAACGUUAA
Molecule: messenger RNA, 720 nt
Organism: Helianthus annuus (common sunflower)
Lineage: Eukaryota; Viridiplantae; Streptophyta; Magnoliopsida; Asterales; Asteraceae
Exons: 5
Coding region: 65-541 (158 amino acids)
Biological process (GO): cell division; chromosome segregation; mitotic cell cycle
Cellular component (GO): spindle microtubule; outer kinetochore
Molecular function (GO): microtubule binding
Source: RefSeq, a predicted model, not a curated record